AUGGGAACCAAGCUGCUCUGCUUUGUCCUCGCCUCGGCUCUCCUCGCUUACUACCUGUACACCCCUGUCCCGGAGGACAUCGACGAGCCCUGGAAGGUCAUGCUCCUCUCGACUAGCUUCAGGGUCAUGGGACACCUGGCUGAGGUUACUGACUGGCUGGGACUCAUGAACUAUAUGGAAGCUCUGAUGCUGAUCACGACUGCUGAGUACACCCCACCCACGUCUGAUGAAAAUGUCACUGUGACGGACACAGAGCUCAGCAAUGUGGCUGUCCGUCUGUUCCUGCCCAGAAAGCCAUCUGAGGGGCUGAGGAGAGCAGUGAUCUUCUUCCAUGGUGGAGGAUGGUGCUUAGGACAUGCAGGCAUGAAAUCCUAUGAUCGUCUAGCAAGAUGGACUUCAAACAGGUUAAAUGCUGUCGUGGUAUCAGUCAAUUACAGGUUGGCACCUAAGUACCAUUUUCCCGUUCAGUUUGAAGAUGUGUACGCGGUAACGAAGUUCUUUCUCCAGAGAAAUAUCCUCUCCCAGUACGGGGUGGACCCGGAGCGGGUCUGUGUUGCAGGAGACAGUGCAGGUGGCAACUUAGCUGCAGCUGUGGCACAACAGCUCUUAGAGGACUCUGAAGUUGAAACUAAGCUCAAAGCCCAGGUUUUGAUUUACCCUGCUCUUCAGUCCCUGGAUCUGAAUUUGCCAUCUUACCAGGAAAACGCAGACCAGGUGAUUUUAUCCAGGUCACUUACGGUCAAGUUCUGGAGCGAAUAUUUCACUUCUGACUUGGCUCUGAGGGACGCGAUGGCCUCCAACAGGCACGUCCCGCUGGAAUCGAGCCACCUCUUUCAGUUCGUAAACUGGAGCCAGUUUCUGCCCGAGGAGCUGAAGAAAGGUCACGUUUACACAGGUCCCGUCUACGGCAGCUCCGAGCUGGCACAGAAGUACCCGGGGUUCCUGGAUCCGCGGGCAGCCCCACUGCUGGUGAGCGAUGCCCGGCUGCGCCGCCUGCCCCUCACCUACAUCCUCACCUGCCAGUACGACGUCCUGCGGGAUGAUGGGGCCAUGUACGCCCAGCGGCUGCGGGCAGCGGGUGUGCCCGUCACCCAUGAUCACGCCAAGGAUGCCUUCCAUGGGGCAAUGACGUUUAUCUCGGCUCCAACUGAUCUAGCUGUAGGGCACCGGCUGGCCAACAGAUACCUGGAGUGGCUGGAUGAGAACCUGUGA
This is a messenger RNA of Antrostomus carolinensis (chuck-will's-widow), 1212 nucleotides long. It is a transcript of the gene AADAC, whose product is annotated as arylacetamide deacetylase. Lineage: Eukaryota; Metazoa; Chordata; Aves; Caprimulgiformes; Caprimulgidae. Gene Ontology annotation, cellular component: membrane. The transcript has 5 exons. The record is from RefSeq and is a predicted model, not a curated record. Gene Ontology annotation, molecular function: carboxylic ester hydrolase activity. Bases 1 to 1212 code for a protein of 403 amino acids.